This is a messenger RNA of Trametes versicolor FP-101664 SS1, 3340 nucleotides long. RefSeq names its product DUF917-domain-containing protein. The record is from RefSeq and is a predicted model, not a curated record. Bases 318 to 3311 code for a protein of 997 amino acids. Gene Ontology annotation, biological process: glutathione metabolic process. Gene Ontology annotation, molecular function: 5-oxoprolinase (ATP-hydrolyzing) activity. Lineage: Eukaryota; Fungi; Basidiomycota; Agaricomycetes; Polyporales; Polyporaceae. Gene Ontology annotation, cellular component: cytosol. The transcript is spliced from 17 exons.
CCAGCAGCCGCGUAUACCAUCUCCUCGACGGAUGUCCCGCCCCCGAUCGAGUAUUCGAGAUCGCCUCUGGUAUUAGUGGCUGCAUUAUCUCAGGAACUGCCGUGUGUCGAGGCCGCCGGCCUGCCGUUCGACUCAUCCCAAGAUAAGGACUUUCUUCUCGCUCAUGACCUUAAAGUCGCCAUGGCUUGCUGGCGAUUCCCAAGCUCCUCUGAUCCUCUCAUCUCUUCCCAGCCCUUCGCCACCCCUAGCAGCUUCAGCUAGCUUCUGAAACUGCGCCACCAUCGCCACGCUUCCACUAAUACAGACAGCUUCCCAGUAUGCUUCGGAUCGGUGUUGAUGUCGGUGGUACGAACACGGACGGCGUCCUGAUCGACGUCAGCCGUCUCCGUGAGCCUACCCGCGGCGUGCUCGCACACUACAAGUCGCCCACCACCCCCGACGUCUCUACUGGUAUCGAGAUCGCGGUCCGCCGCGUUCUUGAGGAGGCCGCCCUCCCGCCCUCCGACGUUUCCUCCGUCAGCAUUGGCACGACCGCGUUCAUCAACGCUGUGCUCGAGGCAGACGCCCGCCGUCUUGCCAAGGUUGCUGUGAUCCGUCUUUGUGGCCCGUACACCCGCCAGUGCCCGCCCUUCGUCGACUUCCCGAAGCGCCUGCGCACCUUGACCGAAGGCCAUAUUGGCUACGUCGACGGCGGCUUCGAAAUCGAUGGACGUGAGAUCCUGCCCCUCAACGAGCAGCAGAUCAAGGAGCAAUGCGCGCUGAUCAAAGAAAAGGGCCUCGUCAACAUCGUCCUGUCUGGGAUAUAUUCCCCCCUGGACAACGACGGGAAGCAUGAAGUCGCCGCCCGGGCAAUUAUCCAGCGCGAGCUCGGCCCCGCAGUUAACGUGGUCUGCUCCCGAGAUGUCGGGCAGGUCGGCCUCCUCGAGCGCGAAAAUGCCGCUAUCCUGAAUGCGUCCAUCCUGACGUUCGCGCAACGCACGAUCCGGGGCUUCCAGCGUGCGAUUCGCGCGCUCAAGCUCGACUGCCCGCUCUUCCUUACCCAAAACGACGGGACGCUCACGACGGCCGCGGCCGCGGCUCGUCUGCCUAUUCGCACCUUCGCGUCUGGCCCGACGAACUCCAUGCGCGGCGCCGCGUUCCUCGCAGGUCUCGACGACAGUGCGGGCGAGGUGAAGGGAGAGCGUCGCGCGACGAUCGUCGUGGACGUCGGCGGCACAACCUCGGACGUCGGUGUAUUGUUGCCCUCCGGAUUCCCGCGUCAAGCGGCCUCUUUCAUCGAGGUCGGCGGCGUGCGCACGAACUUCGCGAUGGCGGACGUGCAGUCGAUCGCGCUCGGCGGCGGCUCUAUCGUCCGGUCUGUAGAGACGCCCAAGGGCCCGCGCGUGACGGUCGGCCCGGAGUCCGUUGGACACAACAUCACUCGCGACGCGAAGGUGUUCGGCGGAAACGCACUCACCGCGUCGGACUUGAUCGUCGCCAGUGGGCGCGCAGAGCUCGGCGACAAGACGAAGGUCGCGGACGUGUCUGCGGAGACCAUUGAGCUCGGGAUGCAGAGGAUCAAGAAGCUCUUGGAGGCGAUCGUCGACAAAAUGAAGACCUCCCCCGAGGACAUCACUGUUCUCCUCGUUGGCGGAGGCAGUAUCGUCUCGCCGGAGUCCCUCGCGGGCGUUGGCGAGAUUAUCCGCCCGCCGUUCUUCGGCGUCGCGAACGCUGUCGGCGCGGCCAUGGCGAAAGUUGCUGGUGAGGUCGACACUAUCGAGUUCCUCGCGGGACGCAACGUCCACGACGUCGUCGAAGAGAUCAAGACGAAGGCCAUCGCGAAGGCUAUCGCGUCCGGCGCCGACGUAGCCACAACCAAGAUCGUCGAAGUGAUCAACCUCCCCGUGCAGUACGUCACCAACGAGGCGACGCGCAUUAUCGUGAAGGCCGCUGGCGACCUCGCGCCCCUGUCCAUCGCCUCGCUCGAGGACUCCGUGCUCGCCUCGGCCGACUCGGAGGAGAACAGCGAGGGCGAGAAGGCGAUCGAGGACACGACCGCUGCUGCGGAGGAUGUCACGCUGGUCGAGAGCGCGAUCGACAUCGACACGUACAAGCCUACGAUACUCGCCAACCACACGUGGAAGGUGUCUGAGGUCGACCUCGAGUGGAUCGCAGAGGGCUGUGGUGUGCUCGGGACUGGUGGUGGUGGCUCGCCGUACCCGCCGUUCCUGAUGGCGCGACAGAUGUUGCGCGACGGCAAGCAGAUCAUCAUAGAGGAUCCUGACAACGUUUCGGAGAAGGCCAUGUUCUUCCGCUGCAGUUUCAUGGGCUCGCCCAGCGUUUCGUCCGAGCGUCUCCAGGGUGGCGACGAGAUCCCCUCGUCUGCGCGCGAGCUGAUGAAGUACCUCGGCGUCACCGACUUCGAGGGCACGAUCUCGGAGGAGAUCGGUGGCGGGAACGGCAUCCAGCCCAUGAUUGUCGCCGCCGAGAUGGGCAAGACCGUCCUCGACUGCGACCUGAUGGGCCGUGCAUACCCUAACAUGUGGCAAACGCUUCCUGGCGCGUACGGUAUCGAGAACGGUCUGUGGCCGUGUGCCAUCUCGGACGGUGUCGGUAACACCCUGGUCCUUCCCAAAGCGCGGAACGGCAAGGCCGUCGAGGACAUCCUGCGUCUCGUCACGACGGAGAUGGGCUCCAAGAGCGGUGUGAGCAUGGCUCCGAUGGACCGCGUCACUUGCGUCAAAUACGGUGUCCCCCAUAGCGUCUCGCAGGCGUGGCGCAUCGGACGCGCGAUCGCGCUGUGCAGGAAGCACAACGAGCUCAAGCGCAUUCCGCAGGCCAUCCUCGAGCUGCAGAACGGCGCGUGCCUGUUCAUCGGCAAGGUCGUCGACGUCAAGCGGGAGGUUCGCAAGGGCUUCACCUGGGGCGAGGUCACAAUCGCGCCGCUGCAAGAGGAAGAGGAGGAGGACGCGAGCGGCAGCGCGGCGUACACGAUCCCUGUCAAGGCGGACGACACGCUCGUCAUCCCCUUCCAGAACGAGAACCUGUACGCGUACGUCGCGUCCGCGAACGGCGAGAAGAAGAUCCACUCCACGGUCCCGGACCUGAUCACCGUGCUCGACUCUCAGAACGGUGCGGCGCUGGGCACGCCCGACUACCGCUAUGGCCUGCGCGUGACAGUCAUCGCGCUCGCGGGACACCCGAGCUGGACGACGACGCCCGAGGGUCUCGCGUGUGGUGGACCUGAGGCAUUUGGGUUGGGAGAGGUUCCGUUCACGCCCAUUGCGGCGUACAAGGAGCCGGCCAGCGUCAUCAAAGAGUACGGCGCGUAAGCGUGUGGAUUCCCAUCGACACCCCAGCG